CGGUCGUCCUUGCGGAUCCUAAUAUGAAAGGCUGGCUGGCAAAGUGGACGAAUUAUUUGAAGGGAUAUCAAAAACGAUGGUUCGUAAUCCACGACGGAAUGCUCUCCUACUACAGAAACAAACAAGAAAUGUCGCACACCUGUCGGGGUACGAUAUCGCUGGUAUCCGCAGCUAUACACACGGAAGACUCGUGCAAUUUCAUCAUAUCCAACGGUGGUACACAGAUGUUCCACCUUCGAGCCAGAUCGGAGGUCGAACGGCAGCGCUGGGUCACGUCCCUGGCCCUUGCUAAGGACCACUCGAUCAGAAAGCAGGAGAACGAGGAAGACGUCGCCUUCGAAGUUUCUGUCCAGGACGCACAAACCGAACAAGAGAAACUUCUGAAAACUCUUGCAACGAAGCUGGACGAUGUGAAGACUUGCAACGAUUUGGUCGAGAAGCACAGUCAGGCUCUUAAACGGUGCCUGAACGAACUCGAGCAGUGCGAAUCGGUGGAGGGUGAAUGUCGGAACAUCAUGAAACAGGUUAAUGAACGAGCUACACUAUUCAGGAUCACGAGCACCAACAUCAUGAAGACGAGCGGGGAAUAUCUGGAGCUGGCAAACUCCCUGUACAACCAGUGGGCACGAAUGCUCGACCACGAGCACUCGCAACGGCUGAAGCUCGAGGAACAGCUGGAGCAAUUGGCCAGACAGCACUCUCACUUGGAAAAAUGCGCGAAGGAAGCAACUUCCGGAGGAACGUGGGCCAGUUAUCAAGCGGUAUCCGAAGGCGACGAUGAUGAGUUUUUCGACGCGCCGGAGGAAACGGCUGUGGAUUUCGUAUUAUCGAUGCCGCAGAAAAAACGCACUGAGAGCACCGCCAGUGAAGGAAACGAUUUCUCUGGAGACAGCAGCGGAGAUGAAGACGAGGAUCCGCAGUACAAAGAAGCCAACGUUGUGCGUCGGAAGAAGAAGAAUUCCGUCGACACAAAGCCGCCCUCAACAAAAGACCCGUGCAGCGAUGUUGAGGAGGUUCUUUCCCCUGGGGCCGCUCGCAAGAGGAGGACUUGUAUUCCGGAAAAACCGAGCCAUUCGAUCUCUUUGUGGUCGAUCAUGAAGAACUGCAUUGGUAAGGAGUUGACGAAAAUUCCGAUGCCGGUCAACUUCAACGAGCCGCUGUCCACGUUGCAGCGUCUCGCUGAAGACUUCGAAUAUGCGUCGCUCCUCGAUAAGGCUGCAAAGUGUGAGAGUCCUCAGCAACAGCUCGUCUACAUUGCUUGCUUCAUGGUGUCUUCGUAUUCGACAACCUCGAACCGAACAGGGAAACCAUUCAACCCCCUCCUAGGUGAAACAUACGAGUGUGACAGAACAGAUGAUCUUGGCUGGAGGCUCAUAUCUGAGCAGGUUUCUCACCAUCCUCCGAUGCUUGCCCAGCACUGCGAGGGCAGGAAGUGGCGGGUCUGGCAAGAGUUCACAAUGACUUCGAAAUUCAGAGGGAAAUAUCUACAGAUUAUACCUCUCGGCGUGGUUCAUCUCGAAUUCCCUGAGCUCGGCUAUCACUUCACGUGGAAGAAAGCUACUACGACGGUGCACAAUAUAAUAGUCGGCAAACUGUGGGUCGAUCAUCACGGCGACGUGGAAAUCGUUAAUCAUACCACCGGAGACGUCUGUCACGUCAAGUUUCAAGCCUACUCCUACUUCUCUAGGGACUCGGAGCGCAAGGUCACUGGCGUCGUUACCGAUGCGCAGGGUCAGGCUCACUGGGUUCUCCAGGGCAAGUGGGACUCGAAGAUCGAAGCGCUCAAGGUUGUCAACACUCAGAGCACUAAGGGAUCGAAACCCGUGUUCGAAACGGCUACCCCGAAGACCAUAUGGAAGCGAGUUGCCCCCGCACCGGAGUAUGAGAAAAUGUAUAACUUCACCGUACUAGCGUGCCAGUUGAACGAGCCAGAGGAAGGUAUUGCCCCGACGGAUUCAAGAUUGCGACCGGAUCAACGGCUCAUGGAAGAGGGUAACCUGGACGAAGCCAACAAUAUCAAGGUCCAGCUCGAGGAGAAACAGCGUCUGGUACGCCGACAGAGGGAGGCGGAAACCGAAGCCGCUGCGCGGAUGGGAAGACCGUACACGCCGUACGAGCCGAUCUGGUUCAAGAAAGACAAAGACCCGAUAACCGGCAAUCCGAUCUAUAUGUACAAGGGCGAGUACUGGAAUUCCAAAGAGAAACAGGAAUGGUCGCGAUGUCCCCCGAUCUAUUUGGAUUGAAAUGAGAGUCGCGCACAAGUAGACCGCUAAUCCCCUCAUCCGGAGCUUUCCACGUCCGCAAGAGUCCGACCACCAUCGGAGUCGAGUCGGGAAAGCGUAGGACACCCGAACAAAUGGCUCGAUCGGACGGGAUCGUCACCAGAGAAUCCGAUGCUAUGGUCCCGCAUCGCAGAGCCAAGAUCAACUCUUAAAAAACGAUUU
This is a messenger RNA of Galendromus occidentalis (western predatory mite), 2444 nucleotides long. It is a transcript of the gene Osbp, whose product is annotated as oxysterol binding protein. Gene Ontology annotation, cellular component: plasma membrane; perinuclear endoplasmic reticulum; cytosol. Bases 24 to 2243 code for a protein of 739 amino acids. The record is from RefSeq and is a predicted model, not a curated record. Gene Ontology annotation, molecular function: sterol binding. NCBI's taxonomy places the organism in Eukaryota, Metazoa, Arthropoda, Arachnida, Mesostigmata, Phytoseiidae. The transcript has 19 exons.